Messenger RNA from Penicillium canescens, 990 nucleotides. RefSeq lists its product as uncharacterized. The record is from RefSeq and is a predicted model, not a curated record. Bases 1 to 990 code for a protein of 329 amino acids. Lineage: Eukaryota; Fungi; Ascomycota; Eurotiomycetes; Eurotiales; Aspergillaceae. The transcript has a single exon.
AUGAUGAGCCGCAAGUCCUUCCACACUGUCACUAUGACCAAGCCCCGCCGCAUUACUUUCUCGGAGUCCUCUAACCCUAAGCCUUCCAGUGCUAAGUAUACGGAAGGAAAGUUGACCUAUGCAGAGCGCCUCAAUAUUUAUAUGAACCACCCUUGGGGACUGGUUGACUACCAUAUCUACCUCACACAUAUUGAAAGUCGUAGAGAUGAGAUCAACCGCUCGAAGGAGUGCCAUCUCCUUGAGACGGGUGGAUUUACCCAGGUAACCCUCACCGAAGAGCUAACCUCCGAGAAGAUUCCCACAGGCACAAACCCAACAAUAGUAUUUGUGAGUCUCCCCGUCCCUAAGGUAGGCAACAGGUUCGACAACACCAAGCUGGUGCUAGGCUUCGAUCUGGCAACCUUCAAUCUGCAAGGUUAUCUCGUCGAGUCUGAGACUCCACUCGAUGAUUACAAGGACCUCCAUAAGGCAUGGAACAAGGGUCGGCUAAUGAUCGAUAUGCACGCGCACAAACUCCUGGGUAUUGUAGACCACACCAUGAAGAAUGAGAUUGAGAUCCUUGAGACCGGCAUGCUGCGCCACUAUGGCGAGAAUAAGCUUGAGCUUCAUGCUGGGUUUGAUAUGGUCAUUGCUAUUCAGUUUCUGCAGUUCUUGGAUGACCAUGCCGAUCUUCUUUUCGAGGAUGGCGAGUGGUUCCGUGAGAAGUAUACACCUUUUCAGGAUGAUAUGCGCGAGGUUAUUGCUGCUAGCUCGCGUAGCUCGUGGUUUGCUGCUAAUGAUGGGUUAGCUGUUGGGCAGUAUCGCCAGAAGGAGAUUAAGAGGGUCAUUGUUUCUGGUUUGUUCUAUGGACAGACUGUCGACAGCUUGGAGCAACCUGUUUCCAACAAACAGGCUCUGAAGGCCAUCAAGGCUGUUCCGUAUGAUACUGAACGGGUUUCUAAGCUGAGUGCUCGUGCCAAAGUUAUCGAUAUGGGAGCUUGGCUUGCUUGA